CUGUUUUGAAAAAUAAACGCAGAUCUUUUUUAGAUCGAACCGAUUUUCGAGUCAAUGAAAAAGUUUACGCGUAGCUAGUGACGUCAACAACAAAGGCUGUAAUAAAAACAAAAACUGUAAUAAAACCUCCCGAAUCUUUUGUUGUUUCGGUUUGUUUGUUUAUUGUUUUAAUUGCAUGCAAUUUUAUUAGAUUGUAUACUUUAUGAGCGAAAAGGUGCGGAUACUACUGAAUUGGAAUUUAAUUUGUUUACUCCUCGGGGCAUCUAGCAGAAGCGAAAUUUAAUUUUAUUAUUAUUUACACUCCUUCGAAGAGACGGUAUGUGCCAACAUUAACCAGUCUGGAUGCGAACAAAUAUAAAUGUAAUAAUAAAACCGGAGACGCCGAUAUUUAAUAUGUAACAUGGAAUACAAUGGUUAUUUUAAAUCAGUAUCAUCUAAUGAAUACUGGAGUACGCAACAAAAGAAAAUGUACGUGUUACUGCCGCUUGUGGCGCUGGUGUUCCACAGCUGUCACAGCUCGAGGGUCAUCGACAGCAUGAGCCAAGCGGGAGCGCACAUCGACGACUACUGUUCCGAGAAACAUUCUUGUGAUAAAGGAACCCACGUUAUGUGCAUGUAUUAUGAUCCAAACAGAAUAAUGGGACCUCGUUGCUUCGAACCUCAAAAUGUUACUAUGGAUACAAUAUUGUCUAACAAAUUGUUGGAACUUAUAAAUGCUGCCCGAGGAAGACUGGCUCUUGGUAAAGAGAAAGGUCUGAAUGGAGAACUGCUGCCCAGAGCCUAUGGAAUGAUGAAGCUGCAAUGGGAUAGUGAACUGGCCACCUUCGCUCAGGUGUUAGCCAACCAGUGCGAGCUGAAGCACGACCUUUGCAGAGCUACCAGUAAAUUCCACGACCCUGGGCAGAUAAUAGGCUCCUGCAGAUUCACUUACCCAUGGACCCCAGUCACCAAGAUGCAGUACACUUUGGAUGGUGAUGAUCCGAUGGAGGCCAAACUGCUGCAUGCCAUGACAGCCAUCGUGAAAUCUUGGUACAGCAGGAAAGACUAUACGAGUCCUAGCAAUAUCCUCCAGUACCCGGAUUUUACCAAGACCUCUUCUUUGCCCAAAAUUUACUUGGAAAUGAUAUACGGGCAAAGUACCCACCUAGGUUGUGGAGUCUCUGCAUCAACUACAUACAGUUACAGCACGAAGGCUGAUGUUAUUCUGAAUAUAGCGAUAGUGGUCUGCAACCUAUCAUCGCGUCCCAGAAUCGAGAAUCCCGUCUAUAACGUGAACCCACCCACCCAAGUCGGGUACACCAUCAGAUGCGGCUGCCCCCCAGGAUAUGAUGAGGACGAGAACUGCCUGUGCUCUGAGAGUGAGAAAAUGUUAAGCCAAGAACAAAACCAGGUGGAUGACAACUGCAACUUCAACCGCUGCAAGCCUGCUGUGGUGUUGUUGCCUAUUUUCUCUGUCCAAGAUGCACCUCCGGAGAAGCUGAUCCCACCCAAACCGUCGAACAAAGUAUCUGACUCGGACCUGUUCCACGUUUACACACCCACUGGUAACAUUUCAGCCAUUGAUACAUUGGCACACCCUCAUCAAACGGCAAAGAUUCAGGACGUGUACAAAAAUAUUAGACAACGAGAAAAAGGAUUCAAGACAGUUAAGCCGAUAUUGCGCGAUGUUAAAAGAAGAAGUUUCGAUAAAUACCCGAUCGUUCCGAAGAUUUCAUAUCACAAAAAUAGAGAGAACGCUUUAGGAUACACUCCAGCCAAGAAAACAAGUUUAUUCUUAAAGGUUCCAAUAUUUGAACUGAAUAAAAAAGAAGAAACCCCUUAUAAGUUAAACGUACAACCAAGAAAAGACUUCUCAAGUGCUAAAAAUCUUGUUAAUAUGUACAUGAACAACAGAAGGAAGAGCUUUAAGCGACAGGGAGCCCCUUUACCGGUGCAUUCCAAAAAUCAAGACCAUUUAAAACAUGAAACAGUUUUAACUUCUGUCGAAGAAAAAGUUAUGAAUACCAAUUACUAUUUUAACAGUAGUAAAACUCAUUCAAACAUAAGUGAGCCAGUACUAAGCUCCGAUUAUUUUACUGAUUUAGAAUCAGAAAAAUCAUCAAGUGAGAAUUCUGAUAGCAAAUUAAUGCAUUUGUUAAAUAAAUUGGAACGAGAAGUUAAACAUAUUGAGCUUAAUGGUGUAAAAAAAGAAAUUUUUGAUGCAAAAAUAAGGAAAAUUUAUGGAACGAUUGUUGGAAAUGAUUUAGAUUUACUUAAUCGCAGAUAUACAGAUCCUUAUGAUACUGACAUCACAGAAAAUGUAAAAAAAGAUUUUAAUAGUAUCGAUGCUAAUCCGAAACAAUAUUCUCCUCUUUACAAUAAUAUUUCUAAAAAACUACAUCACAAAAAUUACGACUCUCCUGAUAAAGAAAGUUAUGUUCAGAAUCAUGAAAAAGGAAAAUACAUUCGACGAAAUUUUGAUAGUCUAGAAAGUAAACCAAUGGCGAGAAACAGAAAUGAUCUUAACCACAACGAUGAUAUUGAUAAAAAUCGUAUUCGCAGUUUAAAAAAAUCUAACUAUGAUUUAGACUUAUACAAUGAUAGACUUAAUAAAAAUGAUGAUUCGCCCAAAACCAUUUUUAGGGAUAACGAGAUUUUAAAACCGAGAAAUUCACAUAAUAAUAAAUUAGAAAAUCUUCAGGAUAUAUAUACUGAUAUUGACGACGAAAGAAGCAGACACGAUACUAUGGUAAAAAAAAGAAGAUUAGAACACAGUGACUACAACAACCCAUUAGAUCCUGGUAGAAGAAAAUAUUACCAUGCAAAACUUGAUAAUUUAGAGAGGAAACUCCAUGAAACUCGUACCAAGCAUCACAAAGAAAAUAAGGGUCGCCCUUUACGACCUGUCAGACCGGCAACUCGAGAGGAAUCACCACUGAGACCUGUCAAGACACAACUGGAUCCCUUCUACAUGGCCGACAGAGCGAGGUUUCUACAUGGAUUUUGAAAAUAAA
Messenger RNA from Chilo suppressalis (striped riceborer), 2993 nucleotides. The record is from the annotation of a GenBank genome assembly. Lineage: Eukaryota; Metazoa; Arthropoda; Insecta; Lepidoptera; Crambidae.